Molecule: messenger RNA, 3698 nt
Organism: Prunus mume (Japanese apricot)
Lineage: Eukaryota; Viridiplantae; Streptophyta; Magnoliopsida; Rosales; Rosaceae
Product: importin subunit beta-1-like
Biological process (GO): protein import into nucleus
Molecular function (GO): small GTPase binding
Source: RefSeq, a predicted model, not a curated record
UUUUGGCAAAUCCCAGCUUUACAAAAUAUUGGGCAUAUUUGCUUUUCUGCUUCCCACACUCUGCUAGGGUUUUCAGAGUCGCCGCUUCUCUUUCCUUCUUCUUCUUCUUCUACUUGGUCUUCGUUUUCUUUUUUGACUCGGAUUCAUCAUUCACUCGCUGUCUCGCCGAGUCCACUCAUCAACUCGCUUCUAAUGGCGAUGGAAGUUACCCAAAUUCUUUUAAAUGCACAAGCAGUGGAUGGGAAUGUACGCAAGCAUGCAGAAGAAAACCUUAGACAAUUUCAAGAACAAAAUCUUCCAAGUUUCUUGCUCUCUCUUGCUGGAGAAUUGGCAAAUGAUGAUAAGCCUGUUGAGAGUCGUAAAUUAGCAGGUUUGAUCCUUAAGAAUGCUUUGGAUGCCAAAGAACAACAUAGGAAGUUCGAGCUUGGACAAAGAUGGUUGUCCUUAGACCCAUCUGUGAAGGCCCAGAUCAAAGCUUGUUUGUUAAAGACCCUUUCUUCUCCUGCCCAUGAUGCUCGAUCAACUGCAUCUCAAGUCGUUGCAAAGCUAGCAGGGAUUGAGUUGCCUCUUAAACAGUGGCCUGAACUGAUCGAAGCUCUAUUGUCAAAUAAUAAUCAACUUCCAGCUCAUACUAGACAAGCAACUCUUGAAACUCUUGGAUACAUAUGCGAGGAAGUCUCCCCGGAUGUGGUAGAGCAGGACCAAGUGAAUAAAAUGCUUACUGCUGUAGUUCAGGGCAUGAACUCUUCUGAGACUAAUAAUGAUGUCAGGCUUGCAGCCACAAGAGCUUUGCAUAAUGCCUUGGGUUUUGCUCAGGCAAAUUUCUCAAAUGAUAUGGAAGUAAAGAUUCGACAGGCAGCCUUUGAGUGCCUUGUUUCUAUAUCUUCGACCUAUUAUGAAAAGUUGGCUCCGUACAUCCAAGAUAUUUUUAGCAUUACUGCUAAGGCUGUGAAGGAAGAUGAGGAACCUGUUGCACUACAGGCUAUCGAGUUCUGGAGUUCAAUUUGUGAUGAAGAGAUUGACAUUUUAGAAGAAUAUGGCAGUGAUUUUACUGGGGAUUCUGUUAUUCCGUGCUACUAUUUUAUUAAGCAAGCACUUCCUGCUCUGAUCCCCUUAUUAUUGGAGACUCUUCUUAAGCAAGAAGAGGAUCAGGAUCAGGAUGAAGUGGCCUGGAAUGUUGCAAUGGCAGGUGGAACUUGCUUGGGCUUGGUAGCACGGACAGUUGGCGAUGAUGUUGUUCCACUUGUAAUGCCAUUUAUUGAGGAGAACAUUACAAAACCAGAUUGGAGGCAGAGAGAGGCAGCCACCUAUGCGUUUGGUUCUAUUUUGGAAGGCCCAUCCCCUGACAAGCUCAUGCCUCUAGUUAAUGUUGCUCUGAAUUUUAUGCUGAAUGCUUUGAUGAAAGAUCCAAAUAACCAUGUGAAAGACACUACCGGAUGGACUCUUGGAAGAAUAUUUGAAUUUCUCCAUGGUUCAACUUUGGAGACACCCAUAAUUACCCAAGCAAAUUGUCAACAGAUCAUCACAGUUCUUCUUCAGAGCAUGAAAGAUGUCCCAAAUGUUGCUGAGAAGGCAUGUGGUGCUCUCUAUUUUCUGGCCCAGGGUUUUGAAGAUGCUGGACCUUCUUCCUCCCCACUGGCUCCUUUUUUCCAGGAUAUCAUCCAGGCCCUUCUCGAUGCCACUCACCGAGAAGAUGCUGGAGAAUCCCGCCUGCGAACUGCAGCCUACGAAGCUCUGAAUGAAGUUGUAAGGUGUUCCACUGAUGACACUGCUCCAAUGGUGAUGCAGUUAGUUCCUCUCAUUAUGAUGGAACUCCACCAGACUCUUGAGGCACAAAAGCUUUCAUCUGAUGAGAGGGAGAAGCAGAAUGAAUUACAAGGCCUUCUUUGUGGUUGCUUGCAGGUCAUUAUACAGAAGCUUGGGUCAUCUGAACCAACAAAAUAUGUCUUCUUGCAAUAUGCUGACCAGAUGAUGGGCCUGUUCUUGAGAGUAUUUGCUUGUAAAAGUGCCACAGCUCAUGAGGAGGCUAUGCUUGCAAUUGGAGCUCUUGUCUAUUCGACAGGCGCUGAUUUUGCUAAGUACAUGACUGAGUUUUAUAAAUACUUGGAAAUGGGUCUCCAGAAUUUUGAGGAUUACCAGGUUUGUGCCAUCACAGUUGGUGUGGUGGGGGAUAUAUGCCGGGCUUUAGAGGAUAAAAUAUUGCCUUUUUGUGAUGGGAUAAUGACUCAGCUCCUCAAGGAUUUGUCGAGCAACCAGUUGCACCGCUCUGUGAAGCCUCCCAUAUUUUCAUGCUUUGGUGAUCUAGCUUUGGCAAUUGGGGAGAAUUUUGAGAAGUAUUUGAUGUAUGCCAUGCCCAUGCUUCAGAGUGCGGCAGAGCUAUCUGCCCAUACAUCCGGAGUUGAUGAUGAUAUGAUAGAGUACACAAAUACAUUGAGAAAUGGAAUUAUGGAGGCGUACUCUGGCAUCUUGCAAGGAUUUAAGGGCUCUGCAAAGACCCAUUUAUUGAUGCCUUAUGCACCUCAUGUUCUUCAGUUCUUGGAUAGUUUAUACAUAGAGAAGGACAUGGAUGAUUUCGUGAUAAAAACUGCCAUUGGGCUCCUUGGAGAUCUAGCUGAUACACUGGGUAGUGCUGUUGGUUCAUUAAUUCAGCAAUCUGUGUCAGCCAGAGACUUUCUAAAUGAAUGUCUCACGUCAGAUGAUCCUUCGAUUAAGGAAGCUGCCGAAUGGGUCAAGAUAGCUAUCAGCCGGGCAACUAAUUUUUGAGGCUGCUGCUGUUUAGUAUAUUCUUGUUCUUACAUGCAUUUGGGUGUCUUGAGUUGGGGUCAGGUCUGGGAUUGCAUAUCAUGAGUCGGGUCAUCACCAUUUUUGGGCUGAUAUGUUUGCUUCAAUGGCAGUCAGUAUACCAAAUCAGCAUCGGGGAGUCAGUUUUUUCUUGUUAUUUUUUAAUUUUAUUGCUUGCAUUGCAUCGGAGGAAGUUGGUGGUGAUGACCCCUGUGUCUCUGCUAUCUUGGCAGAAAGAGAUGAAUAGAAAAAAGAGAAACUGGUCCAAUGGUGUUGGAGGAAUGAGAUAUAGAAAUACACCCGCGAGUACCCGUUUCAUCUAUCUGAAGUUGAUGGUGGUGGAGGUUUUUGGUUCAGGAGCCGCCGAGUCGGGGCCCUUCAGCAGCAGUUCUGUAAAGUCUGCAUUCUCUCUCCCCCUCUAUAUCUUUUGGCCUUCUUUUUCUUUCCUUCACCAGAAUUUGGUGUCUAAAAAGUAUUUGCAUUGUUACGUCAUAUGUCAAAAUUGUGAUAGAGUUUGGUCUCUGCCUUUUUUGUAGCCAGUCAUCCCUGUAUACUUGCUCGUUAUGUAGGAUUGGUGACGUCAUCCGCAUAAUAUUUGGGCAAUAUUCAUGCAUAUUAUUUAGUCAUAUUUCAUAUCAUUGUUGUACUCACAGGAAUUUUUCAUUUUGUCAGUCAAAUGUUCCAAUCUCAUGCAUUCUUAUUUAGAAUCUUAUGCUGCCUUUGUUUGUGGUUGGUUGGUUGGGCUUUUUGUAUGUAUAUAUAUAGCCUAUAGCCCAUUCUUUGUGUUUCUUUUUACCCUUGGUCAUUUGGGUUGCACCAGAUUAAGUUGUCAAGUCCGGGCCUUUUUAUUGCCUUGAUUUGUCAAACAUAAGAUUUUAUUAAAUCUAUUAAAUCGUCUUAUGAUAUUAAUCCUUUUA